Molecule: messenger RNA, 1003 nt
Organism: Medioppia subpectinata
Lineage: Eukaryota; Metazoa; Arthropoda; Arachnida; Sarcoptiformes; Oppiidae
Source: the annotation of a GenBank genome assembly
AUGAAUGCGAUUGAAGGCUCGCUAACACCAAAAUCAUUGUACGAAUUGCCGGAACAGUUCACUCAAGAAUUGGUCCGUAUUUUGACAUUAAUGCCCAAAUGGAUAGAGCAGUCAAUGAAAACCCUGUCAACACAAAUCAUGGCUAAAAAGCUGGAAAGUUGCAAAAUAGUUGUCUCACAACCGGAAAACGUGACACUUAUGUGCCGUGAAAUCAAAUGCGUCGAAACGCAAGAGAUUUGGUCCCAAAUGGUGACACUUUUGUCAGACAGUGUCUUAAGUGAAACCAUCCGGAAGUCGUUCAGCGAUCUCAUCCAUGGCAUCGCUCAAGAUAUUAGCUUUGAAUACAUCACCGAUUGGGUCAAUAGUAUUGUCGAUAGAUAUGUGGUUAAUUUAAGCGAAACCAUCCGGAAGUCGUUCAGCGAUCUCAUCCAUGGCAUCGCUCAAGAUAUUAGCUUUGAAUACAUCACCGAUUGGGUCAAUAGUAUUGUCGAUAGAUAUGUGGUUAAUGGGAAAUACGCGUGUUUGACAAGUAGGGCGAGUCAACUGGUGUUUGCAUUGGGCACAUACCUAUCCGAAGAGUACACAUUAUUAACGGUUUGCCGUUCAAUACGACACGAAUCACAAUCCGUCAGACGUCUGACAAUUAUGAAACAACCGCUCAAUAAUAGUCAACAAAAUAAUUGUUUUAAUAAUAAUCACAUCAAUAAUAAUGCCACAUCUCAAGCCAUAUCAUCGGUUCCGGACUCAGUUGUUGACAACAACUGUCCGCAGCAGACAUACAACGAUGUAAAUCAAUGGAUGGCAUUACAGUGCUAUCAAUGGGAUCAAUACAGUGAUGACUAUUCACAGAAUUAUUCCUCUCCGACCACUUAUUCUUGGACUGACUCUCAAUAUGUCGAGUGUCUGAACGAUCAGUUUAUGGCCAACACUAACCCCACCAUCACAUCCAAUGGCAAUGUCUACACCUGUUUGUCAUAAGUAGUUUAAUCUCGUUCAAAGUGGC